GGGGGUUCGGGUGUCCCUGGUCCCCGUUGGGGUCGGCUCUGACUCCCAGGGCUGCCAGACGAAGUGGGGGGCGCGGGGGGAGCCCGUGCAGCGCAGGACAGGCUGGGAUGGGUCUGCUCCCUGCUGUUCCUGCUGCCAGCUUCUCCUCUCCCCAGAAAUCCCCCAUCUGGAGGACAUGGCGGGGACCCGAGGGAAUCCUGCCUUCUGAACAAUGAAGAUCUUAGACCCUGGCUAACUCUGAGUCCUGAGAACCCUUUGUGGAUCCUUCCUGGCUGCUCUGGAGCAGAUGCUGAGGCUCCCUGGAGGGAUCUUCUCCAGUCACUCACGGUGCCUGCGUGAGAGCAGAGGAAGCUCCCAACCAUCGUGUGCCCGAGAGCCGAGCCAUGCUGGGCCGCAGGAGCCCCGGGCAGCGGCAGCAGCCGUGCCGGGAGGACGCGUCCCUGCGGACACGGGCAGCCAGGGACACGGACGUCAGCCUGGAGGUGUUCAGCGGCUCCACGCCCGAGAUCAAGGCCAGCCGCAGCAGAGCCCAGCAGAUGCGGGACAGGAAAGGGCGCAAGGCCGAGCUCAAAGACUCCAACGGCCGAGAGGCAGAGACCAUCACCUUCAUCUCUGGGACAGCAGAGGCUCCCCCAAACCAGAGCUUGUGCUGCUCCUCCCUGUCCCAGGCCUGGAACACGUACAAGGCCGUUUUCUGUUGCAUAGUGACGUGUGGGGGCUGCUUCCAGGAUUGCAGCGUCUGCAUUCCCUAUCCAGGGCCUGCUGAGACCUCCACAGAUGAGGGGAAGAACGGAGACUACAACGGGCGGCUGCCAAACAGCCCCGCCAACGCAUCUCCUGCCGAGAAGAACGGGAACCAGAUCAAAAAGUCCAGCAUGGGCAGCAGUUUCAGUUACCCAGACGUGAAGCUGAAGGGCAUCCCCGUCUAUCCAAACAGGAACCCCAACCACCACCUGGAAUCUGACUCCUGCUGCAAGGAGCUCCUGGAGAAGCCCUUCAGGAACAGCAUAGAGAAGCCACCGCUCCCCAGCAGCCACCGGAGCUCGGAGGAGUAUUAUUCCUUCCACGAGUCCGACGUGGACAUCAGCGAGCUGAACGGCUCCAUGUCCAGCCGGCAGAUCGACGUCCUGAUCUUCAAGAAGCUCACGGAGCUGUUCAGCGUCCACCAGAUCGACGAGCUGGCCAAGUGCACCUCGGACACCGUCUUCCUGGAGAAGACCAACAAGAUCUCGGACCUCAUCAACAGCAUAACUCAGGACUACAACCUGGAUGAGCAGGAUGCCGAGUGCAGGCUGGUGCGAGGCAUCAUCCGCAUCAGCACCCGCAAAAGCAGAGUGCGGCCACACAUCCCCAUCCCGGGCCAGGGCCACGAGGAGAAGUCCGGCCGGGGCAACGCGCCCGACAGCGGGAACGAGACAAUGCUGGAGUCCAUGGUCAUCAGCCAGGACGAGCUGGCCGUGCAGAUUUCGGAGGAGACGCCGGCGGAUGUGAUGGCCAGGAACAUGAGGCGGCACAGCAGCGCAGGCUCUCCGACCAGCAGAGAUUCCUCUUUCCAGGACACAGAGACUGACUCAUCUGGGGCUCCUCUGCUCCAGGUGUACUGCUAAAGGACCCAAGCAGCAGGGAGGCAUUCCAGGGCUUUGCUCCUCUUUCCAUGUGGAGUGUGCUGUGCCACAUUUGAUUUUUUCCCCACCCCAGUCUACCCUGAUCCUUAUUGAAGCCAGAUUCCUCCUGCUGUCUGAAUUUCACUGGAUAUUUUGGUUUCUUUGGACAAUCAAGGAAGCAAACUGCGGAGCUAAUGAACUUGGGAGGUGGAAUGUGUGCCCAGGGAGGAGAAGAUGGACAAGGAAGUAGCAGAUAACCUGUGCCUCUGUGAUUUCUGCAAAUCACAUUUAGCUCCAGCAGCCUCAGUGGCUCAGCCCUUUCACUCUUUUGAGGACCUGUUGUACAAUUCCUGCUUCCUGGCGUUGCCAAAGUGAACUUGGGUAGGGAAUAACUGUGUGGUGUCUCUGCUGGUGCUGAUGCUGAGGUGCAGGCUGAGAUCCUGCUCUGUAGGGACCCAAAUCUCUAUUUAAAGUGCCUGUAUUGGUCCCACAAACUCAAAGUCUUCUACCCAUGGUGUUUUCAGUAGCCAGAUCUGCCUUUCCCUGCUGACCCUCGGUGUCAUCUCCUGCUGCCUCAUGAGGAGAAGGUUCAGGUUUAUGGGGUUCAUUUAAUUUUUGGCCUCUUGGCUCCGCUCCUGGGACAGUGCCAGUGUUGGGGUGGCUGCUCGGCUGCCCCUGCACGAGCAGACUGUGGGGAUCGGCCCUGCCAGCCUGCUGUGGCUCCUGGGGGUGAGGCAUUCCCAGGAGCACACACCGUGUCCUGCCUGCCAGCAGCUCCCCCUCACUCCAAGCCAAUCCCUCCGUGCCUCUCCUGGGACAGCCUGGAGCAGGAUUGUGCCAAGUGAGGGGAGCACCAUUCACUCCUGACCCUUUGUGGUUCAGAGCUGGGCUGUUUGACUGCUCCACUAGAAAAUCCCUUAAAAGUGGUUUGCUUUGCAAGGAAAGGCUCCUCAGAGUGCCUGCAGAGGGUUUGUGAGGUGCUGCUGGUCCCUUCCUUUCCCUGUGGGCACUCAGCACCUUGUCCUUCCCUUUGCUCCCCUCUGGCAGCACCGAGGCAGGAGAUGGGCACUGCUGUCCCUGGAGGGCUGCAGCAGGAGGAAGCUGCAUCUGUGGUGUUGCCGCUUGGUUGUUUAUCACAAAGUGAACACAUCAAGCCAUGGGAUUUGUCUGGAGAUUUUGGGUGCCCUUGGGCGUGAACAGAGAACGCUUCAUUGAAUUUACCAGCCCUAGGAUGAACACACCCGCUGGAUUUUGGGGAGAGAGAAGCUCAGACAGGCCCUGGGCUUCGGUGUGGACCAGGGUUUUGUGCCUCAGUUGGACUGAAAUGUGCCUCAGUUGAAAUGAAAUGUGCCUUCGUUGAAAUGAAAUGUGCCUCUAUUUUACAGCCUGUGAUUGCUCUUCAGAGGUUUGGGCAGGGAGGAAGGAUUUAAUUCCUCUCAUGAGCUCUCAGGCUUCUUUAAAAGGCCAAAACCCUUUGAAAUGGACAGUCCCUGUUUUUAUAAACCACUGGCUUUUUUCAGAGUGCGCUUUCAGAAAUCAGGGGCAUUAGAGACCACACCUGGAGACACUGUCAGAGAGAGAUUUCGAAGAUAAAGGGAAGAGACUGAGCCUUGGAUUUGGCUUCCCCUCCCUGCUUUGUGUUUAAAGCCGUUGGUUUAUGAGAAAUCGAGUUUAUACAAGGACAAGACUUGAAGCAAGGCCAGGCUGGGACUCCCAGGGGAGCUGUGUGAGGUCACCCCCUUCCGAAUGCUGCCCGUCCUGAGGGACCUGCUUGGCUUCUGCUUCUCAUGGGUUUGUACAUUGUUACUUGGACAAGUUUUCCUCAAAGCUGUGCACUGAGGUGUCACCUGGGUCACACUGACACAGCUCUGUGGGCUCUGCUUUGGAGACAGGGGCUGAGCUGGGCUUGCAAUGAGCUGCAGUUGCUGGUACUGAGCAAAUGGACGUUUUUAGUGUCUAGUCAGGGUGUGAAGAAUGAGUGUGUGUGGAUUAAACUAGCAAAAAAGUCCCCAAGCCCCCCAAAAACUCACUAAGAGGAAGACUGUCAACUCGAUGGUCCCUGAAGCUGGUUCACCUGUGGUGUCUUAUGGGAUUCUUUUUGCACUCCUUGGCCUUAAAUGUUCUGGUUUGGUCUUUUUUAUAAAGUCAAAGUUGUGCUCUUU
Molecule: messenger RNA, 3766 nt
Organism: Hirundo rustica (Barn swallow)
Lineage: Eukaryota; Metazoa; Chordata; Aves; Passeriformes; Hirundinidae
Gene: KDF1
Product: keratinocyte differentiation factor 1
Exons: 5
Coding region: 384-1607 (407 amino acids)
Biological process (GO): keratinocyte development; regulation of epidermal cell division
Cellular component (GO): cell junction
Source: RefSeq, a predicted model, not a curated record